Molecule: messenger RNA, 543 nt
Organism: Annulohypoxylon truncatum
Lineage: Eukaryota; Fungi; Ascomycota; Sordariomycetes; Xylariales; Hypoxylaceae
Exons: 2
Coding region: 1-543 (180 amino acids)
Source: RefSeq, a predicted model, not a curated record
AUGUUGUCUCUCCUCCCCCUUCUUUCUCUUUCUCGCGCCCUCCCUCUCGAGGUCCGAGACGUUCCCGACUUUACUCUCACCAGUCUGGACGCUACCUUCCCGUAUUCCGGAGUCUACGGGGAUGAGUCUGUCAACUCCUUCGUCAACGUCGCGUUGAGCUACCAGAAUCCGUCGUCGACCAUCGUUGACACUCUCAACACAACAUGCGGUGUUAGCUGGCCUGCCGGAACCAACCCGGGUCCGACAAACUGGACAAACUGUGCCGAUACAAACAUGCAAUUCCGCCUGCCGACGGACGGGUGGACCAGCACCACGAACUUCCGCGUCGAGUUCUGGGAGCAAUUAACUUCUGACGGAUCGGGUUUAGAAGCCACACACUACAUCGAGAUGGACCCGAGCGACCCGACUAACCCCGCCGCGGUCAUGUUCUGUCUCCAGAAGGGCAAAUUCAACCCUCUAACUUGCAGUCUGACCGGUCCAUAUGGCGAGUCAGCAACGACCGUCUCUAUGACCGCAACCGAGGAGACCGCGAGGCCAAAUUAG